Messenger RNA from Suillus fuscotomentosus, 1041 nucleotides. RefSeq lists its product as uncharacterized. Bases 1 to 1041 code for a protein of 346 amino acids. Lineage: Eukaryota; Fungi; Basidiomycota; Agaricomycetes; Boletales; Suillaceae. The record is from RefSeq and is a predicted model, not a curated record. The transcript is spliced from 5 exons.
AUGUCCUCCUAUACACCACAGACAAAUUUGCCGCUUGAACGAUCUCGUCUUAUUGGAAUGAUUCUGGGAGGUGUAUCCUACGGGGUAUACCUUCUUCUUACUGUACAAGCGGUGACUGCUCUCAUGCAACGUCCCCGACGUGGACAAAAAAUUGCAAACAAUCAUCGCAUGCUUGUUUGUUACACCCUCCUCACGUUCGCACUUUCGACGGUAUGCUUCGCUUGCGGUACUAAAUAUACGGAGAUGAUCUGGAUAGACCUCCGUGAUGCACCUGGUGGUCCCGUUGCACACAUUGAGAACGCAAUGCACUACCGUAUCAACUUUGUGGCGAUACUCUGGCAAGCACCUUUACCUAUCCACCUACACACAACGUUGAUGGUUUCAUCUAGUGGUUACGUCACGGAGUGGUUCAUGCAAGCACUGCUCCUUUACCGAUGUUUUGUGCUAUGGGAUUGGGCGAGACAUGUGAUGAUCCCCAUGUUACUCGUCUAUAUUGGCAUGAUUGCAGUAGCCAUUGACGUCUUGGUCCAGGCGGGUACCGGGGCUCCGUUUUACACUAUCAGCGCCGCAAUUGCAUAUCUCGCCUUCUUAGUGGCGAACACCGUGCUUUAUACCAUUCUCGUGGCGAAGCGUCUGCUCUCCAUGCGAAGCGAGAUGAAGACGGCGUUGGCUGAAUAUGACUCUAGCAUCUAUGAUACAAUCAUUCUCAUGGUCGUCGAGUCCGCCGUGAUAUACAGUGUCUACGUCAUCGUCUUCAUAGUUGCAUUUGCUAUGCAUUCAGAUACUGUCUCCACGCUAUGCUUCCUGUCCAUCUACCAAGUUCAAGGCAUUACGCAAUUGUCCAUCAUCAUACGCGUGGCACGGGGUAGGGCAGUUACCCAUGUUUGGUCGACCCGAAAUGCUCCAGCAGCACCUACGACUCUGGCAUUCGCAGGGACUACGUCAGAAGGACCCAAUGCAACACAAGCAGCUACGCCAGAGCAGGACAGUGCCAGUGAAUCGUGUUUUGUUUCGGCAAAGUCGGCAGAGGCAAAUGUAUAG